Acyrthosiphon pisum (pea aphid) is the source of this 3019-nucleotide messenger RNA. RefSeq names its product longitudinals lacking protein, isoforms H/M/V. Gene Ontology annotation, biological process: regulation of transcription by RNA polymerase II. The coding region runs from base 364 to 1431 and encodes 355 amino acids. The record is from RefSeq and is a predicted model, not a curated record. Gene Ontology annotation, molecular function: protein binding. Gene Ontology annotation, cellular component: nucleus. NCBI's taxonomy places the organism in Eukaryota, Metazoa, Arthropoda, Insecta, Hemiptera, Aphididae. The transcript is spliced from 4 exons.
CGGCUCUUGCUUUGUUUCGUACUUGAUGUGAAGUCGGACGGUCGUGCUCGCUGCUCCGCCACUUAAAAAAAAAAAAUCAAACGACUCCCCGCUUAAACGUUGUUGAUAAUAUUUCAUAUUCAUUACUUCACAGUCUCGCAUCAGACGCACGUUACGUAACUUGAAAAGUAUUUAUUUAUUUAUUAAACUGUUUUUAUUUACGACAAUUAUUUUGUUUUUUUUUUUAAAUGACUUGACAAAAGUUACUCAGUAUUAAACCAAAAAAAGAACGCGCAUUGUUAAUCGUUGUUUAACGAUAAUUUUUUUUUUUACAAAAAAUUAAAUUUUGUAAAUGUUGUUUAUAUUUUAAGUACUGUGAUAAGCAUGGCGGGAGACAACCAACAUUUUUGUCUGCGCUGGAACAACCACCAAAGCACGUUGAUCAGCGUAUUCGACACGUUGCUGGAGAGCGGCACGUUGGUCGAUUGCACGUUGGCGGCUGAGGGUCAAUACCUAAAAGCCCACAAAGUCGUUUUGUCGGCAUGCAGCCCAUACCUAGAGCUUUUAUUAAGCCAACAUUAUGAAAAGCAUCCGAUCGUCAUACUGAAGGACGUUAAGUUCCAAGAACUAAAAAGUAUGAUGGAUUACAUGUACAGGGGAGAAGUUAACAUUUCCCAAGACCAGUUAAGCACGUUCCUGAAAGCUGCAGAAUCUCUGCAGAUCAAGGGUCUGACUGAUGGUGGUGGCAAUGAAGACAGCGCAGCCUCUUCAGCACCGGCCAAGGCACCUGUUGCCACUCCGGUCAGAAAACCAAUCCAACAGUCUGUCACACGUGGUCCAUCUACAGUAGCACAGGGUUUAACGAUAGAGAGGAGGCCAGAAAGUCCACACAUCAGGUCUCGUGAUGAUAGCGCCUCACCUACUAGAAAACGCAGGCGCAACCAGCGUAGGCCGUCGACAAGUGACGAUCCCGACAGUCAUAUUGAUACAAGCAACUCCUGUGAUGUACCGCCCCUUCAGUCCGGAGCCCUGAGCGGCGUCGGUGUUCCUAACAUUCCUGCCACCAUAACCAAAGGUGCGCCGUUGGAUGACGGUGAUCAUGAGACUGAUAACAGCCGCAUCAACAACCACGAUGCAUCAGCUGCUGAAGGUGUGGCAGGACCAAAGAUCGAACCGACUGGUGAACUGAUUGAACCUAAGACUGAGUAUUUGGAAGAUAUGAACAACGAAGACAGUAUAGAAGACUUGACAUUGGAUGAUGAUGACGAUAUGGACAAUAGUAUGGACAUGUCAAGAGCUGGACCAUCACAUGAUAACUCUAACCAAAGUUUUAAUCAAUGGCCAAUGUCUGGAAACCAAACCACGGAUGAAGUGUUUAUGAAUGCACAAGAAGCAGUUGGAGCUCACAGGGAUACUCAAGGUAAGACUCGAUUUAAAUUGUAUGGCUUCUAAACACAUGGCCUUUCUUAUGAUGGGUCGUAUGUUUGGGAGCAUUGAAAAAAUUUGGUGGAAUUUCAUUCUUUUAUUCUUUGAACUUUGAUCACAGCGUUGAUCAACUAUGCAAAUAUAAUUUUAAUGUUUCUGUUCACCAAGUUUUUUCAAUUAUAAUCAUAGAAUUAUAGCUGUGGCAGAGCCUUAGGUAAGGUUCACAUGUGGAAUCUCUUAUCGUCAUUAGUUAUAUAUUCACAUUUGGACCCAGCCUUGGUUCGGUUUGAGCUUUGAAUGGUACUUUUUUUUUUUCUGGGCACUUUUUGGCUGUUAUUUAGUAACCUGCGGUGUAGGAAAUCAUUUGCUAACCACUUUUUUUCUUUUGUAUAUAUAUUUUUUUUUAUAAUUUAAUUUUGCAAUUACUAUUCCUCAUUGUCUUGUUAUAAACAAAGCCUACGGAGAAUAAUACAUAUCAUAAUUAAGUAGGUCAUGAGGAAUCAAACAGAUAAUUAAUAUGGUUAACCUUUAACUUAAAAUAAUUUGAUCCCCUCAAAAGAUCUCUGUUUGGGCUUAAUAUGCAUACAUAUUUAUUUAUAAUCUAUUCCUUAUAUUUCUUUAAAUUAGUAAUCAAUUUGUCAAAAGUUGGACUAGAGCGAAAGGAGGCUCGUAAGUUAUUCUUUUGUGGCAAAUUGAAUUAUAUCUAUCCUUUCUUAUUCCUUUUGUGUAUAAUACUACAGUAAAAAUCUGUAUUUUAAAUUUCACAUAGCUUUAUAAUUUAAACAACAAGUUACGAUUAAAAAUAAGUUUUUCUCUUUGGACCCAUGAACUUGUGAUUUUGAGCUUGUGUUGUUAUAUAGGUUCUGUGGGUCCUGAGGAAAACUUAAGCUUAAUUUUCAUCAUCCUUACAGAGAUCUGACCUUUCCCCUUAUAAUAUACUUAAAUGUAUUUAACAUACAUACAAAUUAAUAUUCAUCUGGUGAGGGAGUUUGAAAAUAAGAUGGCUGCAGUAGGGGAACGGGGUGCAGUUUAGCAAGUAUGAUCACAUUAUCAUGUCUAGUUAUCAAUUUUAAACUUCAGUGUCUAUAUUUUUAAAAAAGAAUAAAAGCAUUUUAAAUUAAAGUCAACUCUAAUUUCUAAAAUCUAAAUCGUCCAAACCAUUCACAAGAAUCAAUACAAGGAUCAAUGAUGAAGAACUUGCUGAUUGGAGGUAAGUAUAAGGUAACCGGUAAAUAGGGAUUCUCCACACCUCUUUAUAAUUCCUUUAUUUUUCCUAUUCACUCCUAUCAUUUCUUUUAGAUUUAAUAAUUUUAUUUUGAUUAAUAUUGCAUAAUUAUUUAAAAGGCCCUUUUCAGGGCCUUGUUUAAUGUCUUAAUUAUUUUCUUAGCAUAAGUAGGAAACAAGACCAGUCCAUUAGUAGUAGGUGUAAGUUUUCUUGGCUAGUAUUUUUAAUUUUUAUACUAGACAAGGAUUGACAAUUUUUUUUGACUAUUUACUGUGGUAUUUUUUUUAUCCUUUAUUCCAUAUGGAGAGUAAAAUGAGUAAAGAGAAUGGUUAGUGUUCGAAAAAAAAAAAAAUAUAUAAAAAAAUAUAAAAAAUAAAAUCAUAAAUUUGU